Fraxinus pennsylvanica is the source of this 306-nucleotide messenger RNA. Lineage: Eukaryota; Viridiplantae; Streptophyta; Magnoliopsida; Lamiales; Oleaceae. The record is from the annotation of a GenBank genome assembly.
AUGACGGAUAAUUCGAGAGAGGCGGUACUGAGUCAAAUAAGUGACUCGGUCAAGGCAAUAUCCGGAUUGCCCGACUGCAAAACGGUUGCAAAAAAGAUGUAUUGUAAUCUAGUGAGAAUGGUGAAGCUUUUAAGCCCUUUGUUUGAUGAAUUGAGGGACGGUGAAGAAGAAGAGCUUGGAAGCGACGUCGUUAUGGGGCUUGACUCGCUAAGGAUCGCUCUUGACUCCGCUCUUAAGGUGCUGAAGUCGGUCCAUGAAGGCAGAAUUUUCUAUUCAUCAUCACUUAAUGAAGAACUGUGGACAUAA